ACAAGUGGACAAGUUGAGGUGUCUAAUAGGGAAUUGAAAAGAAAUUUUGGAAAAAACAGUUAACUUGUCUAGGAAAGAUUGGUCACUCAAAUUAGAUGAUGCACUUUGGGCUUAUAGGACAGCUUACAAAACUCCGAUAGGUAUGUCUCUUUAUAGGUUAGUUUUUGGUAAGGCUUGUCACCUUCCUGUGGAACUUGAGCAUAAGGCAUAUUGGGCUAUUAAAUACUUGAAUUUUGAUUUGAAAGAUGCAGGUGAACAUAGAAAAUUGCAGUUGAAUGAAUUGGAAGAACUACGACUUGCUGUCUAUGAAAAUGCCAAGAUCUACAAGGAACGAACCAAGGCAUGGCAUGACCUACAUGUGCAAAAGAAAGAGUUUCAUGUGGUUGACAAGGUUCUUCUUUUCAAUUCUCGAUUGUGACUUUUUCCAGGUGAUAGUCAUCAACUCCCUUGCUUGGUAUUACUGAAAUUUGAACUAAAAAUCGAGUUGAAUGUUGAUGCUCCUUGUGUUAUUUGUGUGGGGAAGAAUGUACAUGAGCUUUAUUUUUUUUUAGCUUUCUUUUGCUUGAGGACAAGCAAGAAUCUAAGUUUGGGGGUAUUUGAUGAGUUUAAUUUUUAUAUGCAUUUAUCUACCCUUUUUGAGCCUAGAAUUAAAUUUUAUGGGUCCUUUGUAACUUAGUUUCACCUUUGUUUAUAUUAAAUUCAUUAUUUGUAG
Rubroshorea leprosula is the source of this 712-nucleotide messenger RNA. NCBI's taxonomy places the organism in Eukaryota, Viridiplantae, Streptophyta, Magnoliopsida, Malvales, Dipterocarpaceae. The record is from the annotation of a GenBank genome assembly.